UCGCUGAUCUGACAUUCAUGAGCAAGUUGCUGCUGUAACUUAACCUAAGUGCGUUUGAUUUAGUCAAAAUUGCCGUUAGAUCAUCGUGGAAACAAGCACGAUACAGAGAAUAAUGCCUCGGCGCAAAUCAGCAGGUAGUUUACAGGAUGUAUGUCUACGAUUUAUUGCCAAAAAUCUACUUUACUGGACUGAACAUUAUGAGGAAUAUUACCUUGGACAAGGAGUGUAUCGCUUUGUUCUUGGGCCAUUUAAUCAACUCAACUCUCAGCUUUCUGAAGAUCUUCUGACAUUUCUGGUGAAGCAGCAACAACUGAGCCGAUCUGCUCUCCAUCUCCUGCUGUACGGAGGUGCUCUUCAAAACUUGGAUCUGAGCAGUUGUAGCCGCAUUGUCAAUGAUGAGGUUGUAAGGAUUGUAACUUCCUCAUGCAAGAUGCUUCAGGUAUUGAACUUAUCAUACUGCAAGCGUGUUACAUCUGCAGGAUUCAUUGCCAUAGCAACAAGCCUUCCUCAACUAUCAACCUUGAAUGCCACCAAGACUAACCUCCGUGGUUUAGCUGCUCAAAGUGUAUUUAAGUAUUGCUGUAGACUGAAGGAUCUUUCACUAAAACAUUGUCACAUCGGUGAUCAAGACAUCAUGGUGUUGUGUGAAGUUGCUCCUAAUCAAUUAUCAGGCACUCAGUUAAAACGGUUGGAUAUUUCCUACACAUUAAUAACUGAGAGAGGGGUGCGUGCAAUACUUCAGGGAAUGCCAGAGUUGCAAAUCCUACAAUACCCAAGUCUCCUGACUUGCUUAUUUGAUAGUCAUGAAUCAGAAACUGGUUGCUUGGAUCCUGUCUUGAAACAUUCAGAAUGCUUCCAACUUCGAUCAUUACAGUGCGAGGAUUUCAUGUCAGUCUGCAAUGGAAUGCUCCAAGCUAUCCCUGACCUUUGCCCUCAUGUGACCCAACUUGACCUGAGAUUUGCUGGAGGCUUUGACAAUGAAGGAUUAUUCCAUCUUGCUCAACUACAUAAUCUUAAGGAUCUCCAACUUUGCUGUGAAGAGAGUGAGAAUAUAACCUUCAGAUGUGGCAUCAUGCCAGUUCUCCUAGAGAUUGGCCACAACCUAAAGGUGUUAUCCCUUCAAGAUAUUGGUGGGUUAGAUCCAGCUAUGGUGUGCCAACUGUGCCCAAACCUUCGAAAGCUCUUCCUUCUAAUGAUGAAAGAGGGUAAAGUAUUCAGUUCAUUAGGUGGCAUUCCCAAUAACAGUAAACUCCAACCCAUGACAGGAUUAAUAGAAUUAGAUUUCUGGUGUCAAAAUGGUGAUAUAUCACUUUCUGAAGAAGCUUUAGGUUUGUUGUUAACAAACUGCAUAGCAUUAGAGUCUUUGGGAUUAAUAAGAAUUGACACACUGACAGAUAAUGUUUUGCGGAGUGUCCUUAGAAAAAAUAGCUUCUCCAAUCUGAAACAGUUAUCUGUACAUGAAUGUCACUGCAUCACUCAGGAAACAUUGAGUGAGUUACUUAGUGCCACAAGUAACCAGUUAGAGUUUGUCAAACUUAUCAACUGCUUACAGAUUACUCGUAAAGACUAUGAGACAUGGGAAAAAACCGCCAAAAGAGAGAAUUUCAACAUUAAGUUAGAAUGGAAGUAGAAAAUAAAACAUGUUGACCUGUGAUGUUAAGAAAAGCAUUUACCAUGUUUACAGUGUACUGAUUGUUUUUGGAACCAUUGUUUAGUGCAGUGUAAACUGAAAAUAGAAAGAGAAGUUGUGGUGCACAUGUACAGAUUGGAUGUGCACAAGACGAAUUUGGCUAAAAACAGAGUAAUUCGCAAUCAAGAUGUAAUUCAUGUGGAAGAUAAGGUCCCGAUAAAACUUCUGUCCACAUUUUACAUGCUACCCUCUAGCACUGAUUCGAAGUGGUCAUGUUACCAUGGGGCCAAAAAAAGAACCCCUGUAAAAGUGUUCACAUAUGCAGCGGUGUAACAUUACAUGUAGUUGUUUCAUGCACUUUUUUAGCAGUUUAAAGGAUUAUACAUUUCCAAAAAGAAUUCAUUUGAUUAAGAAUUGAUUUACCUGUGUAUGGUAUAGCUACAUGUACAUGUAACAGUUCACUAAUUUUAACCAAAGUUACUUUCCCCAGAUUAAGUGAAUUUCAGUUAGAAUAUUUACCUUUCAUAUUUUUAAUUCAUAGUGUACGACUGUACAUCAAAAUUACAGUGAGUCUAGGCUUUACCAAGUUUCUUGGUUCGAGAUACUCUAAUACAUUGUACCCUCAAUUGUUCUGUAAUAAGGUAGAAAUCCAUCAACAGCCGUAAAGGUUGGGUUUAAAUGAAUCUUUCUUUAGCCAAAGGCAUUAUCAUGAGACAAUGGAGAGUGGACAAAUUGUAAAGUAGCAGUGAGCAUCCCACGAAUUGAUUUGUUUUCC
Messenger RNA from Acanthaster planci (crown-of-thorns starfish), 2405 nucleotides. RefSeq lists its product as uncharacterized. The record is from RefSeq and is a predicted model, not a curated record. Gene Ontology annotation, molecular function: protein binding. Gene Ontology annotation, biological process: SCF-dependent proteasomal ubiquitin-dependent protein catabolic process. Gene Ontology annotation, cellular component: SCF ubiquitin ligase complex. Lineage: Eukaryota; Metazoa; Echinodermata; Asteroidea; Valvatida; Acanthasteridae.